This is a messenger RNA of Symbiodinium natans, 3234 nucleotides long. The record is from the annotation of a GenBank genome assembly. NCBI's taxonomy places the organism in Eukaryota, Dinophyceae, Suessiales, Symbiodiniaceae.
AUGUGGGAGGAUGACAUUGAUGAUGAUGAGCUGUUGCAAGCUGCUCUCGAGGCAGAGGAGGCCGCAUCUAGACAGGUGGGCCCACCGGAUGCUGCAGCCUUUGGUGCUGAGCCUGCUAAGCGCUCUCGGCUUAAUGGUGACCGCCCACAGUCACCGGCGGAAGCAGCGAGGGCGCCGGACGUUGGGCUUACCGGGCGUACCUCAAAUCCCAGAGUUACUGACGUUCCGCCGGUCGAUGCGCUCGCAAUGCGGCUGCAUAAUCUCGCGCUGAGGACAGGCUCCGGUAGCAUUUCCACCCCGGGGAUGGUCAGUGGCCAGCCAUGUCCAGUCGUUCAGCACAACGCCAGGUACAAGUUGAACUUGGGAGGAGUUGAGGUCCUCUUCCCUUUUGAGAAGGGACCGCUGGAACCACAACAUGCAGUUAUAAGAAACGUGUUGGAAGCUUUGGUUCUUGGAAAGCAUGCGGUGCUCGAAAGUCCAACUGGUACAGGGAAGACAGCAGCUGUACUCUGUGCCUGCAUAGCCUGGCAACGGCACCGUAUGAUGAAGACCGGCUGUGCACCACAAUUGAUGUAUGCCACUCGCACACAUGCGCAAGUUCGACAAGCAGUUCGUGAACUGAAAAGAACGCCAUACAGGCCGAUCAUGGCCGUUCUUGGCUCAAGGGAGGCUGGCUUGUGCAUCAACGAUGAGGUGCUACAAUCUGCUGAAGAUGACGGGCAACUUCGGCAGGCAUGUCGCCAUGUGCGUAAGCAGAAGACUUGCAGCUUUCACGAGCGCUUGGCCUUGCCCGAGGUGCCAGAAUCGGCGCAGGCUCGUCUUCGGGGCCCUGAGCCGUGGGACAUUGAGGACAUGGCAAGCUUUGGGCAUUCGACCGGCUCUUGUCCGUACUAUGUCGCGCACUCUCUCGCGAAGCAUGCUCAACUUGUAUUCUGCCCCUACAGCUACGUUUUGGAUCCAUCCGUGCGCCAAGCGGCCGGAUUGAGCUGUGCAGACCUGAGUGGGCGUAUCAUCAUCUUGGAUGAAGCCCACAACGUCGAAGGUGUUUGUCGCGACGCAGGGUCGGCCGAGAUUACUUUGGAUCAAGCAAGGCACGCCCUUUCAGUGAUCAAGCGGUUGCUGGGUGAAGAUCACGGUGGGCAUGCCGGGCAUGUGGUGGCAAAUGAACAAGCUCAGCGGCUUGCUGUGCCUGCAGCGCCAGCCUCAGACGAGCUGGGUGGUUUCAUGCUUCCCGCCACUGUCUCAGCGGCGACCAGCCAGCGGCCAUCAGGUCCACAUGCACCGGACAUGAAACGGAAAGCUUCAGGGAUGACUGCCGCUCUUCGACCUAUUUCUUCGCUACUAGGCCGCAUAUGCAAUUUCUUAUCUGACUUGAAUGAACCAGUUAUAUAUGCCCCGCACCUUCCAGAGCACCGCCAAGUGUCAGCCUUCCUGCGCUUGCUCAAGCUCGACUCUGAUCUGCUGUUGCGCCCGGAUGCUGCUGCUUCUGCUGCUGCUUCUGCUGCUGCUUCUGCUGGCCGUGGUACUGUGCAUUCUGGGCCUCGUGGAGAAGCCCUGCUGCGAGAGCUGGCUGGGGGAAGUGGAACCUUUUCUGCACAACUGGAGCUUGUUGCUUCGCUGGUCCACCAGCUCGCUGAAUCAGUGCGCAGUCCCGAUCUCUACGUGGUCCACGCGCGACCCGAGGGGCACGGAGGGCGCUGUCAGCGGGCAGCUCUGCAAACUUGGCUAAUGAGUGCAGAAGGGACUUUUGCAAGCCUUGUUUCGGAACUCCACAGCAUUUUGCUUAUGUCGGGGACUCUCUCCCCACUGCCGGCAACCAUUUCCGAACUUGGCCCGACAUUCAAUUCCCGUGCCCUUCCUGCUUUAACAGCCGGUCACGUCGUGGGACGCGGUGCUUUGACAGUGGUGAGCGUGUCACAAUCACAGAGCUUGGAUUCAAAGCUGGAAUGCACUUUCCAGGCAUGGAAGAGAAUACCUUUCUUGCAUUCCGUAGGUGCUGCCUUGGUCACUAUCUGUGGAGCCAUCCCUGCCGGGAUCCUGGUCUUCCUCCCUUCCUACGACCUCCUGGACCGGUGCCUGGCGGCCUGGGGAAGUGAACAAAGUGAACAAAGUGAACGGUCUGAACGGUCUGAACGAGGCGGAGGAAGCGCGAAGGCGAAGAUCGCCCCGAAGAAGCGGCGGCAUCGUGCCGUGGAACGGGUCUCCCAGGAAGCGCCCAAAACUGGUGAGAGCAUCCUGGAUCAGCUGAAGAAUGCAAAAGGAACCGUUGUGGUGGAACCGCCACCUCGCCAAUCCACGCAAUCCACAGCCUCCGCAGCUCGCAUCUAUGAAGCGGCCAAGCAGCGGUAUGAACUUGCAAUCUCUCAGACUGGACAGGCUGUUCUGCUGGCAGUUUACCGCGGAAGGAUGAGUGAAGGAGUUUCUUUUGAUGAUGACUUCGCACGUGGGGUGGUGUGCAUCGGCAUCCCGUUCCCGAAUCUGACCGAAGAGCGGAUUGCACAGAAGCGAGCGUUCAAUGACUUCUGGGUUUCGCGAUCCAAUGGUGCCGUGUCUGGAGAUGCGUGGUAUGAGUCCAAAGCAUUCCACGCCGUCGCACAGGCUCUGGGCCGUUGCAUUCGUCAUCCGCUAGACUUUGGCGCCCUCGUGCUGUUAGACAGUCGCUGGGCAGAACUGGGGAAGGCCAGCCUUCUACCACAAUGGCUGCAUCCUUUCAUGGUGGACAAGGUGGAUGCAAACGCAGCCGCUGCAUGCCUACGGGAGCACUUCGCCCAUUUGCGCCCCAAUUUGGCCAACUCUCCUAUGUCUUCCCCUGCGCAUCCCACACACCCCACACACCCCACACAUCCCGCACAUCCCGCACAUCCCACACAUCCCACAUAUCCCACACAUCCCACAUAUCCCACGCAUCCCACACUCACGCAAGCCUUGCGGGAGAGAGAGCUCUCUGUCAAGGUCGAGGUGAAAGGUGAGGCAAAAGAUGAAGUCGAGGACAAGGUGAAGGAUGAGAUGAAGGAUGAGAUGAAGGACGAGGCGAAGGAUGAGGUGAAGGACGAGGUCAAAGGAAGCUUGGGUGAGUUCACGCAUGUGGCUGAGCUGAACUGGCUGGACACGGCACCACAGGAGCCGCAGGAGCAGCAUGCCCUGGCGAGAAGCGAACCCCGGCAAACAGCCUUCAAAGUCCCUCUUGGCGCCAGAGUCGCAGCGACUGAAUGCCUUGAUUUAGACAGCGAAUGA